Owenia fusiformis is the source of this 1055-nucleotide messenger RNA. NCBI's taxonomy places the organism in Eukaryota, Metazoa, Annelida, Polychaeta, Sabellida, Oweniidae. The record is from the annotation of a GenBank genome assembly.
UAUUUACAGUACUGAUCGUGUUUGUGAUAGCCAUAUGGGGAAAAAGAAGCAGCCCAUUCGUGCAGUUUCUACAUUUUUCACAGGGUGUUGGAGGUUGCAUCGUCCCUCUUUUGGCAAAUCCUUUCCUAGCGCCAACAAAAUAUGUAGACAUUGAAAAUAAUGGAACAUAUUCCAACAUGUCUAAUGCAAGUUCUGGACCAGACAAUGCAUCAAUGGUUGUGGAGACUACUGAAACUAACUUUCUCAUAAAUGAAAACAAUGAUAUAACGGAGUCCAGUGUCAAGUAUGCUUACCUUAUUGUAGCUGUGUACUAUGGGGUAGUGGGUCUGCUUUUCUUUCUUAUUGCUAUCAAAAUGAAAACAAUUCGUGCUUUGAGACAAGAUGCCAAAACACUGAACAAUGAGCAACCGACAGAGUCAACUAAGGCACCACUUAAUAAACGCUAUAGGGUCAAAAUGCUGUUCUUGGUGACUUUGAUCUUUUACGCACAUGGUGGAGUUCAAAUAACCCUUAAUGGACUUAUAACGACAUUCUCCGUUGAAGGACUCCAAUGGACAAAAUAUCUUGGAACAUCUAUAGCGUCGGUUUCUGGAGUUGCAAUUACCCUUUCAUGUCUACUCGGAACUUUUGCAACUAAGAUAUUGUCGCAAUCCCAAAUGAUAUCGAUACAGCUAUUGAUCAUGCUCUUGUCAAUGGUCACUAUGGUAGUGUUUGUUCAGAUGCACUCUUAUGUUUUAUGGGUGACAGUCAUUUUUACUGGAUUAUCAAGUGGCAGUAUGAAUGCUUCAAUAUAUUCCUGGCUCCAAGAGAAUGUGAUGCCAGUAACGGGUAUAGUAGUAAGCUGCAGUAUGGUUGGUAAAUCAGUGAGUGCGAUGACAGUGCCCCUGUUGGCAGCUGCUCUAAUGGAGAACGUACAUUUCAUGUGGUUUACGUAUCUGCUACUUGGUAUUGUUGUUUUGUUGGGGGUGAUAGCCAUAUGCAUAUAUGCAUCUUUUAAAGUUCAUAUGAAUAACCAAAACGCACAAUGUGCUGUCGUGACAUAAAUCUUUCAUUUC